Molecule: messenger RNA, 4153 nt
Organism: Ilex paraguariensis (yerba mate)
Lineage: Eukaryota; Viridiplantae; Streptophyta; Magnoliopsida; Aquifoliales; Aquifoliaceae
Source: the annotation of a GenBank genome assembly
UAGCCUCCUAUUAUUAAGGGAAAUUACUUAUUUUUAUUCAUUUAACAAUUUUUUAUGUUAAAAUUAGUUAUUCUAUUUAAAAUCUCCGCAGCACUAGUUGGAAAACCAAAACCCUAAAAAGGGUUUCGCCGCCGGAAUUGGUUUCCCAUAUCGCUUUUCUUACACACAACCCACCACCACUCUUCAGCUCACUGUUCUUUUACGUCCUCCGGCAACACCUUAUUUUGUCGCGGUUUUCUGCAAUUUCAAUGUGAAAUAAUGUUGACAAACUCUAAUUUAUGGUUCUUCAAUUGAUGAUGAAAUAGUUGAAUAUUUAUGGCUCUUUCAUGGUUGAUCAAUCAUAUUUUUGGUUUGUUUGGUAUAAAGAGAUGUUCUUGUUUGAAGGUUGAUGGCCAAAGAUUGGGUUUUUAGGGGUUUAGAUUAUGAAUUUUUCAGGCUGUAGUUUUCUAUAUAUGAGUUCUUGAGUGUUCAGCUUAUAGACUAUGAAGUUUUGGUUUUGUAGGUUUUUUUGGGAUUUUUAGGGGUUGUGGAAUGAGUGAAUAGGCGUGGUUUGUGAAGAUGUUGUCUGAAUUGGGUAGGAGACCAAUGCUUGGAGAUAAUGAACAUUCGUUUGGAGAUGAAUUUGAGAAGGAGAUAGGAGUAUUGCUUCGUGAACAGCGGCGACACGAAGCCGAUGAUCGUGAAAAGGAGCUGAACUUGUAUAGAAGUGGGUCAGCCCCACCCACUGUUGAGGGUUCAUUGAAUGCAGUUGGUGGGUUGUUUAAUCAUGGUGGCGACGGCGGUGAUAGCAGUGAUGGUGCUGCCUUUUUGGAGUUUGCUCGGACUAAGAGUGGUAAUGGGUUUAUGUCUGAGGAGGAGCUUAGGUCUGAUCCUGCUUAUUUAUCUUACUAUUAUUCGAAUGUGAAUCUAAACCCUAGGUUGCCACCACCUUUGUUGUCGAAGGAGGACUGGCGGUUUGCACAGAGGUUGCAAGGAGGAAGUUCAGCGAUUGGAGAUAGGAGGAAGGUGAAUAGGAAUGAUACUGGUGCUGGUGGGAUAUCAUUGUUUUCGAUGCCACCAGGGUUUAGUUCGAAGAAACAAGAUAGUGAGAAUGACUCGCAGAAACUGCAAGUUUCAGCUGAAUGGGGUGGCGAUGGGCUAAUUGGUUUGCCUGGGAUAGGAUUGGGUACCAGACAGAAGAGCCUUGCUCAAAUAUUUCAGGAUGAUUUAAACCUUGCAACUCCUGCAUCUAGACACCCUUCUCGUCCAGCUAGCCGUAGUGCUUUUGACGACAAUGCUGAAAUCUUAAAUCCUGCUGAAACUGAGCUGGAUCAACUGCAUCGCAGUUUGGCAACUGUAGAGACUUUGCGAUCUAAUGCAAAUGUUCAGAGUGUAUCUGCUGCCCAACUUGUUGGCCAACCUGCAUCGUAUUCGUAUGCUGCUGCUCUGGAUGCUUCCCUGUCAAGAAGCACUACCCCUGAUCCCCAUCGCAUUGCUAGAGCUCCUAGUCCUAGCCUUACUCCUAUUGGCGCUGGGAGAGCAGGCAAUUCAGAAAAGAGAGGUGUUAAUAGUCCAAUCUCUUUUAACAGUGUCUCCUCUAAUGUUAGUGAGUCUGCAGAUUUGGUAGCUGCAUUAUCUGGCAUGAAUCUGUCAAAUGGUGUAAUAGAUGAAGAGAGGCAUUUGGCAUCUCAGAUGGAACAAGAUGUUGAUGACCACAAGAAAUAUCUUUUCAAUCUUCCAGGUGGUCAGAAUAAUGUGAAGCAACAUUCAUACCUAAAGAAAUCUGAAUCUGGGCAAUUGCAUAUGUCUUCUGUGCCUCAGUCGGCAAACAUUUCCUACUCCAACCCUAGUGCGAGCAAUGGGGUUGGGUCACGCUUACGUGAACCUUCUCUCCAAGCAAAGCUUCACAAAUCUGGUGUUUCUUUGAAUAAGUCAGACCUAGAAGGAUCUUCUGCCUCUCCUCUUCAUGGUGGAGGCGGCUUACUUUCACACUAUCAGCUUGUGGAUGGUGCAAAUUCUUCAAUUUCAAACUAUGGUUUAAGUGGUUACUCCAUUAAUCCAAUGUCCACCCAUCUUGGCAAUAAUAAUCUUCCUCCUUUAUUUGAAAAUGCUGCUGCAUCGGCUAUGGCUGCCCCUGGAAUGGACCCAAGAUUGUUGUUGGGAUCAAAUUUAAACUCUGCAGCACCAGAACAGAAUUUGAACCGAAUCGGGAACCAGAUGGCAGGGAGUGCUCUCCAGACACCUUUUAUGGAUCCAAUGUAUCUUCAGUAUUUGAGAACAGCUGAGUAUGCAGCACAGUUCGCAGCUAUUAAUGAUCCUUCUAUGGAUAGAAAUUAUCUGGGUAAUUCAUAUAUGGACUUACUUCAGCAAGCUUACCUUGGAGCUCUUCCGUCUCCUCAGAAAUCACAAUAUGGUGUUCCCUUGGUUAGCAAGACUAGUGGUUCAAAUCAUCAUGGUUAUUAUGGAAAUCCUGCAUUUGGAGUUGGCUUGGCAUACCCUGGCAGUCCCUUGGCAAGUCCUGUCUUUCCUAACUCUCCUGUAGCCCCAGGUAGCCCUAUGAGGCAUAGUGAAUUCAACAUGCGGUUUCCUUCCGGGAUGAGAAACUUAGCUGGGGGUGUCAUGGGACCCUGGCACUUAGAUAAUAUGGACAGUAGCUUUGCGUCCUCUCUUCUGGAAGAGUUUAAGAGCAAUAAGACCAAGUGUUUUGAACUUUCAGAAAUAGCCGGCCAUGUGGUUGAGUUCAGUGCUGAUCAGUAUGGGAGCCGAUUCAUUCAACAAAAACUUGAAACUGCCACAACUGAGGAGAAAAUCAUGGUUUACCAGGAAAUUAUUCCUCAAGCUCUUACUUUGAUGACUGAUGUGUUUGGUAAUUAUGUGAUCCAGAAGUUCUUUGAGCACGGAAUGGCAACCCAGAGGAGAGAAUUGGCUACCAAACUUUUUGGGCAUGUAUUAACACUUAGUCUUCAAAUGUAUGGUUGCCGAGUGAUACAGAAGGCAAUAGAAGUGGUUGAUUUGGACCAGAAGAUUAAAAUGGUUGAAGAGCUUGAUGAUCAUGUCAUGCGCUGUGUACGUGAUCAGAAUGGGAACCACGUCAUCCAAAAGUGUAUCGAAUGUGUUCCUGAAGACCAUAUUCAAUUCAUUGUCUCAAUAUUUUUCGAUCAAGUUGUGACUCUUUCUACCCAUCCAUAUGGUUGCCGUGUGAUACAGAGAGUGCUAGAGCACUGUGUGGACCCAAAAACCCAGAGUAAAGUGAUGGACGAGGUUCUAGGGGCUGUAAGUCUGUUGGCACAAGAUCAAUAUGGCAAUUAUGUUAUUCAGCAUGUACUGGAGCAAGGAAGACCACAUGAGCGGUCUGCUAUAAUUCAGGAAUUAGCGGGGAAGAUAGUUCAGAUGAGUCAGCAGAAGUUUGCCUCCAAUGUUGUGGAGAAGUGCUUAACUUUUGGUGAUCCUACUGAACGUCAACUCCUGGUGAGUGAGAUGCUUGGCACAACAGAUGAAAAUGAGCCUCUUCAGGCAAUGAUGAAAGAUCAAUUUGCAAAUUAUGUUGUACAGAAAGUAUUGGAAACUUGUAAUGAUCAGCAACGUGAACUGAUCCUCUCCCGGAUAAAGGUUCAUCUGAAUGCACUGAAGAAAUACACAUAUGGAAAGCAUAUCGUUGCUCGUGUAGAAAAACUUGUUGCCACUGGGGAAAGGAGAAUUGCUGCUCAGUCCCCACCGCCUGCUCAGACACUGUAGGAAAGAAAGAAGUUGUACAGCUAACUGAGGCUAGUUUGAGUCCCGGCAUCUAGUGCUGUUGCUCUACCUAUCUCUAAGAAAGGUAUGGGCUUAUUGCAAAUAAAGUUGUUGCUUGUACACUGUACAUUGUGUAGUUUACAGUUUAUACAUAAAAUCUAGGCUCGGAUGUUUGAUGUUCCUUGAUGCCCGUGCAGAGGAGAUAUAAUGAUGAUACAAGUUUUUAAGGAUGUAAAAAUGAUGAAAGGGUGAGGUAGUUUAUAAUGUAACGCUAUUGUACAACUGUUGCCAUGUUGAGAGUUGAUGUUUUAGUUGAGGCUGAAAUUUUCAUAUAUGGUAUUGACAAUUUUCUGAUGUGGCCAAGUAUAUGCUUAGGUCUCUUGAUCUGUCUAUACCCUGCUAGAUUGUUUUGCUGUUUAAUUCAUGCAUUUGGUAGAUUUUC